AUGAGUUCCAACCAUGGGCGGAUAUGUAUUUAUAUUAGGUUCUUCAAGAAAUGCCGCCGAGGAAGAAAGCCGCCUCCUCCACCGGAGGGUCGAAGAAAUCAAAUCAAAUUCAACACCAAUCCUCUGAAAAAACCCUCCAAAUUUGGCAUCCAACAUUUCUUCGAACGCCACACUCAAAACUCUUUAUCUCAAAACCCUCAAAAACAGCAACCCGCCAUUGCAAAAGUAUCCUCAGUUGAUGUCGGGCCGGAUCCAGUAAGACUAAACGAACCGGUUGCCAGUACGACUGCUGCUGGUAGUUCCGAUUCCCUGAUAAACCCUAGGAAUGAUUUGGGUUCGGGGGAUGCCAAUAAAGAAGGUAACAAAAAUGCUUCUCAAAGUACACCUAUUGAGGAGCUUAUAUCGGUUGUUAGGAGUGAUGCUAGUGGAAAUCAGUUGGAGGUUUCACCCGAGUUCUGCAAAUCUGUUUCUCGCAAACGAAUAAAGUUUUCCCCUGGGAUGUUGAUAGACCAAAGCCAGGAUGAUGGAGGUGAUGAGGUCACAUGGAGGAUUUCACCAGUAAAUGAGCGACUUCAUGCAUUAACAAAGAAUUUAGUGGAUGUGCGAAAAGUAUUAGGAGAAUCUUCAAGGUUCAACAUCAUGAAAUUCAAACAAAGUUCUGAUAACAAGUUAUCUCCUUGCUCAGCUGUCAAGCUAGAAAGAUUGCUUUCUUCUCCUCCUUUGAAAGGGGCUGAAAAUUCAUUGAAGUUCAUAAAAGGGAUAAAUUUGGAAAAACGUAACCUUGAGCAAGAUUUGAUUUCAUAUGGUAGUAAUGAGAAAGCAAUUGAUAAGCAUAAUGUGGACUUUAGGAGUCCUUUUAAGACUCCACCAUCAUGCCACGAUAAGAAUGCUGAUAGUGUUGAUACUAAUGGAGAAUCAACUCAGUUGGGUUCAAAGCAACACAAAAAGGCAUUGCUAGAACUUCUAGAUCAAGUAGAAGAUGUAAUAUGUGUUGAAGAUCAAGUAUGUACAGACACCAAAACUUCAUUAAAAUCAUAUCAAAAUAAACACAAUAAUCGAAUACAUGUGGAAAGAACAACAAUGGGUUCAACAGAAAAGGUCAAGAUAGAGCCUUUUAAUGUCUAUUUUCUUGUUUUUGAGGUAUCAGAGAAACAGUUUGUUGGAUCAAAUGGCUCCCAGUGCUCUUCAAAGGUUUUAAGGCUACUGAAUGAGCAAUGUGGAGAAGAACGGUCUGUUUGUUUGUCAGAUGAGUGGUUUUAUAGUGUGAUAGCACCUGGUGAUACUGUACAUGUUAUUGGUGAAUUCAAUGAUGAGGGAAAAUGUGAUGUGAAUCAUGACAAAGGUUAUUUAAUUGUUCACCCUGAUAUAUUAGUGUCUGGAACUCGGGUAGCUGGUAGUUUCAGCUGUCCACGUCGCACUGUUCUUGAUGAGAGAUUAAAGAGCAAUGAACAGUCAGCUGCAGCACUACUUGGGACCUUACUUCAUCAACUAUUUCAGGCUGGACUUGUUAAAGAAACUCCAAGCAAAGUGUUCCUUGAGGAGUAUGCAAGAAUCUUGCUUCAGAAGAAUUACGAGAGUUUGUAUGCUUGUGGAGUAUAUGAAGGUGAUGUUCACAAGACCAUGAUUGAGGCAAUCCCAAAGUUAUUAAAUUGGAUCUUACUCUUUCGCGAUUCACAGGGCCCUAUGAAUCCUAAUGUUGAUUUUGGCUCUAGUGAUGGACUUAAGAAGAUGAAAAUAACUGAGGUUGUUGAUAUUGAGGAAAUGGCAUGGGCUCCAAAAUACGGAUUGAAAGGAGUCAUAGAUGCAUCUAUGCGUGUAAAAGUUACUUCCAAAACUAAUGAAACCAGUGAUUUCAUCAUGCCUCUAGAAUUCAAAACUGGAAAAGCAACAAAUGGGCAGGCAGCCAUGGAACAUAGUGCUCAAGUCAUGUUGUACACUCUCCUCAUGUCUGAAAGGUACAAAAAGAAUAUAGAUCAUGGUCUACUAUACUAUCUCCACACAGAUCAAACACAGGGAAUUGCUGUUAAAAGAUCCGAUUUAGUGGGGCUAAUUAUGAGGCGUAAUGAACUUGCAAGUGAUAUUUUGAAAGCAUCAAUGGUGCAACAGCUUCCACCAAUGUUGCAGGUCCCAAACAUGUGCAAAAGUUGCAGACACCUUAAUGCUUGUACAGUCUACCAUAAGGCACACAAUGGAAGUGUUGAGGGAAGUGGAUUAGGUGAUGUUUACACUUCACUUGUGAGCCAUUUGACAACUGCUCAUUGUAUCUUUCUUAAGAAAUGGGAAAGGUUGAUUGAUUUAGAAGCAAAUGAACUGGAGGUUGUGAAGAAAGAUAUGUGGGGCUCACAAAGUUUGAAAAGUCAACAUUCAAGUACAUGUCUACCCUCCAUUGUUCUUGACACUUCAGAUCAAAUUCCACUGAAAAACUUCACUCAAGGAAACCGAUUUGUUUAUCGCUUUGUAAGGCAUGAUGUGGAUGAUUCAAAUCUUUCAUCUUCAGGGAAUGAUUUGGAAUGCUCUCUUAAAACCGGGGACUAUGUGAUCUUGAGCACUGAUCCUGAACGUCUUGUGGUUGCAAGAGGUGUCAUAAUGGACAUCACUCACACCAAUGUCACUGCUUCUUUCUUAAAGCGCUUAAGGCUUCCAGGGAGUAGUCCUUCUAGAAUCAUCCAUGAUCUUUGUCAAGAGGUUUGGCGGAUUGAUAAAGAUGAAUUUACAGCAUCAUUUGCAACAAUGAGGUUCAACCUCAUUCAAAUGUUUCUACAAGAUGAUAGGAGUUCACAUCUUCGAAGCAUGAUUGUGGACCUUCAUGCUCCUCGAUAUGAUGGUGGUUGUAUAUUCAGUCAAGAUCCUGCUGUAUCAUACAUUUGGUCAGAGAAGACUUUAAAUGAUGAUCAACGCAAAGCAAUACUAAAGAUACUUACUGCUAAGGAUUAUACACUUAUCCUAGGAAUGCCAGGCACAGGGAAGACUUCCACCAUGGUUCAUGCUGUGAAGGCAUUGUUGAUGAGAGGUGCCACCAUUUUGCUCACUUCUUACACAAACUCAGCUGUUGAUAAUUUACUUAUCAAAUUAAAAUCUCAGGGCAUUGAUUUUAUACGUAUUGGUAGAGAAGAAGCUGUGCAUGAGGAAAUCCGUGGCCAUUGCAUUAAUGCUGCUGAUAUGCAAAGCACCAAAGAUAUUAAGGUGAGAUUGGAUGAAGCCAAAGUGGUUGCAGUUACAUGCUUAGGGAUUACCAGCCCUUUGCUUUGUGACAAGAAAUUUGAUGUAUGCAUUAUGGAUGAAGCUGGACAAAUCACACUUCCAGUUUCAUUGGGUCCUUUGAUGUUUGCAUCAAUGUUUGUACUUGUGGGAGAUCAUUAUCAAUUACCCCCACUUGUUCAGAGUACUGAAGCUAGGGAAAAUGGAAUGGGUGUAAGUCUCUUUUGCAGACUUUCAGAAGCACAUCCCCAAGCCAUUUCAGCUUUGCAAAGCCAGUAUCGUAUGUGUGCACCCAUUAUGGAGCUAUCCAAUGCUUUGAUAUAUGGUGAUAGGUUACGUUGUGGUUCUCCUGAUGUAGCAAAUGCAAAACUUGAGUAUACAACUUCUACUUCUUCUUCUUCAUGGCUUAAGAAGGUUCUGGAUCCAGUCAGACAAGUAAUAUUCAUUAAUACAGAUCUUUUGCCUGCUUUAGAGGUUAAAGAAUUCAAGACAGUAAAUAAUCCACUUGAAGCAUACAUAAUCACAGAGAUAACUGUGAAAUUGACUUGUCAAGGCAUCAAGGGGGAAGAUAUUGGUGUUAUAACUCCUUACAAUUCUCAGGCCAAUCUCAUUAAACAGUAUCUUCCAAAAUCAGUGGAGAUACAUACCAUUGACAAAUACCAGGGAAGGGAUAAAGACUGUAUAUUGGUGUCAUUUGUAAGGUCAAGCAAUAAUCCAAAGAAUUGCAAAUCUUCACUACUUGGGGAUUGGCACAGGAUCAAUGUGGCCCUUACACGUGCCAAGAAAAAGCUGAUUAUGGUUGGGUCAUAUAGAACACUGUCGUAUGUUCCAAUACUGAAGCUUUUGAUGGAGAAAGUAGAAGAAUCUUCUUCCUCUUCCUCUUCCAUGUUGAAUGUAAAUAAAAUGGACAUUGAUAUAAAUAUUAACAACCAAAAAGGAGAGCCACAGCUCAAGAGGUGCUCUCAGUUAAGAUGACUGUAGAUUAUUAUUAUUGUUAAUUUGUAUUUUGUACCCAUUAAUUACACUUGCACUUGUUUGUACAAUGGAAACUGGUUAAUACAAAAUAAAUUAUCAGGAA
Molecule: messenger RNA, 4276 nt
Organism: Lactuca virosa
Lineage: Eukaryota; Viridiplantae; Streptophyta; Magnoliopsida; Asterales; Asteraceae
Source: the annotation of a GenBank genome assembly